Molecule: messenger RNA, 1635 nt
Organism: Limulus polyphemus (Atlantic horseshoe crab)
Lineage: Eukaryota; Metazoa; Arthropoda; Merostomata; Xiphosura; Limulidae
Product: E3 ubiquitin-protein ligase MARCH6-like
Exons: 12
Coding region: 99-1508 (469 amino acids)
Cellular component (GO): endoplasmic reticulum membrane
Source: RefSeq, a predicted model, not a curated record
CUGUUCUUUUAUUUUUUCAGUCUGUGAUUGGUAGAACUUCCCAAGAUAUUAAAAAUAGCUUCAAGUCUUCUCCAAAGUUAUCUGUGUUGGUUUACUGGAUGGUGGGUUUUACUGUGGUUUACAUCUUCUCUUCCUUCAUUGUGUUAGUGCGUGAUGUACUACAACAAAAAUCUAGCCGAUAUCUUCCAUCACUGUAUGACUUGGAGUACUCUGCAGUACAUAACUUCAUAAUGUCAUCAGUUUUCAAGGAAGUAAAGGAAGUGUUUGUGUUUUUCACUCUUUAUGUGGCUGUUACAUGGCUGAUAAUCUGCUUCCCUGCUUGGUCUAUUACUAAGUAUUUACCUACAGUCCUACCUUUCUGUAUACCACUUUCUAGUGAGGAACUAGUGAGUGAAUUGUCUCUGGAAAUAAUAAUCCUGCAAGUUUUUCUGCCAUUAAUGUUUGAUAAAGAACUGUUUUACCAGCUCUUUAAAUCAUUCAUCAGUGCUUGGUUAUUCAGUGUAUUGCAUCAUCUCGGUAUUCAUCUUUAUUUCUUUGGAACAAGAAUAGUUUCUAAGCAGAAAAAUAAAGAACAACGUAAUGAAAGUUUCCCCAAAGAAGAACAGAUGUGGGUACACAGUGAUGAACAAACACCUGAAAAGGCUUUCUCUGGCAAAUACAACUCUGAAUCACCCUCAUUUAUAUCAUUAAGGAUUUUUCUUUUUCUAGCACUAGCCAGUCUAAGCAUGAUUACAAGUGGCUUCCUAAUUUUAGUGAUUCCUGUGCUGUUGGGACGUAUGAUUUUUGACAAGUUUCUGGGAAAACCCAAUGCCCAUGAUGCAUAUACUAUUACUUGUGGUUUGUUUGUAUUAUGGAUGGGUUUAAGACUUGUCAAUUUUAUGUACAAAGAUUACCAGAAAGCUCUGCAAUCAAACUGUAUGGUAAACACAGUGAAAAGUUGGCUGAUUAUUACUUUGAAGUCACUUACUGGAAUGUUCUUAGUACUAGGCAUUUUACCAUUGAUAUUAGGACUUUUCUUCGAGCUGGUUUUUAUAAUACCAUUUCAGCUACCUUACAGUGAAGCACCAGUAUUUUAUAUAUUUCAGGACUGGAUCAUUGGAGUUCUUCAGAUCAAGUUGUUAGCUGCUGUUAUCCUCACAAGACCUGGCUGGUGGUUAGCUCACAUAACUGAUCAGAUUUGCUCUCAUGGGUUUUCACAUGUUAGUCUAAGAUUUGUAUGCAUUAACUUGGUUUUACCUGUUGUACUGGCUCUGGGGCUGGCUUUGGCCCUUCCUUUUCUGAUAUCCACAUCUUUAGUUAUUCUAUUUGAACUUAGUUAUGAAACAAGAAAUAGAAUACUUCGAAAAUUCUACCCAGUUGUGCUCGGAACAGUUACAGUUUCUCUUGUUCUGAACUACCUACUGAGAAGACUGAGUAGGAUGUAUAAGAAGUACUGUGAUGAGAAGUACAUAAUUGGUCAUUAUUUAGUCAACUGUGUACAAGAUGAUGGUGAUCCCCUACAUCAGUAGAAAAGUUCGACUAUAUUAUUUAAAAACAAGUGGAUUAUGUGCUGUCCGUUUAUUGUUGAAAUUUAUCGCCAACGGGUCACGGACACCUACUUUAAAGAAUCCGCCCCCAUAAAAACCUGAGAAAGUG